AUGGCAAACGCUAAUUCAGGCGGAGUGCCCUCUAGCAGCCCAAACUCAGAUGAAAACAUUUUUAUUUCAGGUGUUGGUAGUGCUGGUGUCUUGAUGCUUCCACCAGAAAGGAAAAUGUCUAAGUCUUCGCAUCUACGCAGUUCACCUUCGUCCACUGUUGCUUUCAGCUCCAAGUUGAGUUGUGACAACCACAAUCGACGCCACCUGACUGACACAAUAUCAUCAAAGCGCUCAAGUAAAACAUCAUUACAACCGAAAGACUUGCCUCAUUUACUUGUGGGAACUGAUCAAAAAAUGCUGCCUCUCCCUCCAGUGCGUGCCAAUUCAGCUGACUGGUUUUCACGUUCAUUCGAUCGCAGCGCUUCUUCUGCCGUCGUUAACGAAAAUGUUGCUGCUAGCCCCACGCCGUCCACACCUACAUAUCGACGUGGUCACGUUUCACCAAAUGUUGUAAGGAAUUACAAUCAAUCCCACCCACUCUCGCGUAUUUUUCUUGAUGCAGUGGAACGAGGCGAUAAAUCGACUGUUGCUCGCUGCCUUAAAUGCGCCAACCCCGUCAACGUCAAUUGUACGAACAUGCUUGGUAGAACUGCGAUUCAGAUUGCUGUAGACAACGAAAACUUUGAAAUCGUGGAGCUACUGCUCAAAGAACCAAAUAUUCGUAUUGGCGAUGCCCUUCUAUAUGCAGUGCAGGAAGGUGUAUAUCGCAUUGUAGAGAUGCUUAUUGAUCACCAUUCUAUCACCAAGGAAAUGCUGGGUACAUCUUGGUCAAAGAGGAUCAGCCUCUCGGAAGAGAGCCCUGAUUUUUCAGCAGAUAUUUCACCCAUUAUUCUUGCUUCCAUUUGCAAUCAAUUUGAAAUACUCCAGCUCUUGCUCUCUCGAGGGGCCCACAUUGAAAGGCCUCAUAGGUCAAAUUGCAACUGCAAUAACUGUGCAGCAAUGUACAAGGAAGACUCAUUGAAAUACUCGCUGUGGAGAAUUAACACCUAUCGAGCUUUGGCCAGUCCUGCCUGGAUUUCACUUACAUCCCCUGACCCAGUUCUGGCAGCAUUUAAGCUCUCUUGGGAGUUAAGUAACCUUGCAUCAAGGGAAAACGAGUUCAAGGAAGUGUUUAUUCAGCUUUCAGACCAGUGCAAAAAGUACGCAUGCGACCUCCUCGACCAGUGCCGAAGUACCGAGGAAGUGUUGGCAGUACUCAGUCGCACCUCUGACGACCAAAGUGACGAACGCAGCAAGGAAUACGAUGAAUCAACUAAUCAAAAAGGUAGGACAGCCCUGUGCCGUACCACGACUGUAACUCAGAAAUAUAAAAGACGUUGGUAUAGGCCAUCUCCGCAGGCGGAUAAUUCCUUUGAACUAGAGGACCUGGAAGACUGCGAUGGACUUACCCGUCUGGAGCAUCACAAGCGUUUGGAGAGUCAGUACACUAUUAUGGAGGACCUAGCCAGUUUAACGAACCACCAAGAACAGGGGUACCACAUAGGAGAGAAAGGGCAAUCAGAAAGAAUGAACGAGAAAAUGAAAAAUAAAGAAUACAUGGAAAGUGAUAUGGAUGAGGUCUCUGAUGAGGAACAAUAUGAUGAAAGUGGAGAAGACUGUUUUGAUGAAAGUGAGAGUGAGGAUGUACCCGCUCAACUGAGGCUGGAUCGUCUGAAGUUGGCGAUUAAGUAUGAUCAGAAAAGGUUCGUGGCUCACCCGCACUGCCAGCAUAUUCUGACAACCCUCUGGUAUGACCAACUGCCAGGCUGGCGGAAACGUCACCCGAUCUUGAAGCUGCUCCUUUGCUUCGGUUUUGUCCUUGCCUUGCCUUUCCUGGCAAUCAUCUACCUGUUCUAUCCACGCGGCUCUGUUGCCCGAGUUCUUCGUUCACCUCUCAUCAAAUUUGUCAACCACAGCGCCUCAAUAGCCAUCUUUCUUAUUCUCCUGCUCAUCGCUUCAACAGACGGAGAGUCAGUAAAGUCAUUGGAGGUGCGACAGUUGACCAGGGGACCUGAUCCCAACUUAAUAGAGCUUCUUAUCGCCUGGUGGGUUUUUGGCUUCGUCUGGAGCGAGAUGAAACAGAUUUGGGAAGAGGGUUUCAAGGCCUACGUGCGUCAAUGGUGGAACUGGCUGGAUUUUAUCAUGUUGACUUUAUUUUUGACCACUGUGGGGCUGCGAGUGGUUGGGCUGAUCCUACGCAAAACGGGGCGCUAUGGGUUUGAUCCUACAAGUAGGGAACACUGGCCUUCUAACGAUCCGACUCUUCUCUCUGAAGCCUUCUUUGCGAUUGCUCAUAUUUUUUCGUUUGCGCGCAUAAUUUUUCUUUUCCAGGCUCUGUUUUGGCAUCUUUUUGGAGUGACGCAGAUCAAUCAAUAUCGUAUCCAAACUAAGGACGCCGAGGGAAAUCUGAUAGAUUUGAAGUCGGCUCAGGUCACAAUGACCGUGGGUGAGAUUCUUCUGAUGAUCUACCACGCAAUGGCCAUCAUUGUGCUUGUCAAUAUGCUCAUCGCCAUGAUGUCAAAUUCAUUCCAAACGAUUCAGGCCAUAACAAGAAUUCUCGUCCGACGAUAUAUUCACGUGUCGAAAAAGACUAUGCGCCAAGGCGUGGUCAAUGAAGAUGACCUUUUGGAAAUCAAGCAAGACAUUUCAAGCCUUAGGUUAGUUCGACGGAUACCCGCUUCAUCCGGUAGUCCUACAACUCAAUCCACCUCCGAAUUACAGGGUUUAAAAAACGAAAUUAUUACCGAAGUGAAGGGCGAGUUGCAUAGUUUUGCGAAACAACUAAUGCAGUUCAUGAACCAGUGCCACGUAAGCGGCCCGCCUUCCGAACACACCUCCGAUGGGGAGUCGUUUUUGGCACACCGUGGAGCCGCAACCGGUGCCACCGUCUUUACCACACCCCUCUCCCGGGGGACGGAAAUUGACCGCGAACGCAUCGGCGGUGUCUCAAUGACCUGCAGCCCCGCGUCUGGUCUCUCACUUGCAGCACCAAGGCAUCCCAACUCAAGGGCAUAG
Molecule: messenger RNA, 2994 nt
Organism: Mesocestoides corti
Lineage: Eukaryota; Metazoa; Platyhelminthes; Cestoda; Cyclophyllidea; Mesocestoididae
Source: the annotation of a GenBank genome assembly